Messenger RNA from Paramacrobiotus metropolitanus, 1777 nucleotides. RefSeq lists its product as uncharacterized. Gene Ontology annotation, cellular component: membrane. The transcript has 4 exons. The record is from RefSeq and is a predicted model, not a curated record. Lineage: Eukaryota; Metazoa; Tardigrada; Eutardigrada; Parachela; Macrobiotidae. The coding region runs from base 427 to 1740 and encodes 437 amino acids. Gene Ontology annotation, biological process: detection of chemical stimulus involved in sensory perception of taste. Gene Ontology annotation, molecular function: taste receptor activity.
UUGAUGGAAUAGCACUAUAUUACUUUUAUCGCUACUUGCCAUCACUUCACUUGAUUUUUUAUGACCUUCAAAGUGCGAAUUGAUCACGCAGAACUGUAAUCCACAUAAAAUGCAUGUUUAAUCCCUACUAUAUGUAUAUCGGAGUAAAGCUGCAUAUUUUAUGUUGGUCAGCUGCUCGCAACUGUUGGAGCACCAUUUCCGCAUAUCAUCUAUUGCGCACUUGUUGGAAUAUCAAAUUGUCAUCGAUUUUAUUUAUUAAUACUAUCAUGCCAGAGUUUUGUUGGAUGAUUCUGUUUUGAAUUUUAACUUAAUGCGGCAAAAGUAUAUCAUUCUGACCUAAGUAGUAAUAAUUUAUAAUGCUAUUAAUGUAAUUAAUUAUAACUGUCCAUCACGGUUCUUGUCCAAAAAUUGUUGUUAUUUUUAACCAUGCAGUCGGAAACCGAUGGUAUUGCUGUGGAAUCUGACCAGACCAAUGAAUUCCACGGUUUGGUCAACGGAUGUCCUCGAACCAUACCGCAACAGCCAUACACCAUUGUGACGGAGAUAACCAAAUUUCUGUGCAAGCUGCAGAUACUGUGUUGUUCGAAAUUCAAGGGGUGUUCUCGCCAAUUAAUCUGUGUUACGAUUGUACAUUUGUAUUUGCUAAUGAUUCUUGCGCAUACUAUUUUCUACAUCCUGGAACUGGGAUUCGGUUAUGCGUCGGUUGGACGCGAUGCCAGCAUCGGCACCCUAAAGGACAUCGUGUACAACAGCCGUUACACCUUUAUGGUUUUAAAAAGCGCCAUCAUCAUGGUCAGCUUCCGUAUGCGCAGUUGCAGCAUACUGGCGGUUGCCGAGAACGUCGUUAAGGAACUGUAUAUCUGGCCGGUGGACACUCGUCGCACCGUCUCCCGUGUCACGUUAACCUUAGUAUGCAUUCUUUUGAUCUUUGCAUUAUCCUGGGAGGUCAUGGAGUUCAUUCGCUGGGAAACGGAGUUUUUAGAGACAUGGAUGCUCCCCGUGACGCUGUCGAUGAUUGGGCAAAAAAUCCCGUUGUGGAGGCUGUUAGCGGCCUGGUAUACGCUGGCCACACCAAUUAACAUACUGAUGAAUGUCUGCAUGAUCUAUUACGCCAGUAUUGUGCUGAGUAUUUAUCUUAGCUGGAAGAGCGUUAACCGGCUCAUUAAACGUCAGGGUAAACAGUAUAUUUUCGAUGGAUUCGAGGCCGAUUGGGAACGGUUACGGAAUUUGGCGGAAAGCGCCGAUGAUACGUUCGCCAUUUGUGUGUUUGUUGCGUGGGUAGCGGAUAUUGCCUGUGCUGUGGGUUAUUUGGGCUCGGUGGUCAUUUACGGUGGAGGGCGUCCCAUUGAACAGGCCUACACCAUCCUGGGAUUAUUUAUUCAUGCUAUUUGGAAUCCGGCCUGCUAUCUGAUUCCUUGCAUACUCUUUCAUGAGGAGAUGGCGCAGACGCAGAGGCUGGUAAUAAGCGCUACACAAAACGGUGAUCAACCAGAAAGAUACAACGGGUCCUUUCAAGAUAUGAUCUUGCAUUCCAGCCUUAUUCUGCAAAAGGUUGCGUAUCGCCCGGAAGCUUUCACAGCAUGGAAAUUUUUUUUCGUGACAAGGAAUAUGAUACUGACGAUAUCGACCGUCCUUGUCUCGUAUGCGCUUGUGCUUGUGCAAUUAGUUGGUCGAAAACAAGAUGUACAAGGCGUUGUAAACCUUAUUAACGAAAAAAUGAAUUACUCUGGCUCAUUUUAAAUAAUUUAUUCUUGAUUAUUUCUAAUUUGUUGAUGGU